Messenger RNA from Fusarium vanettenii 77-13-4, 1536 nucleotides. RefSeq lists its product as uncharacterized. Gene Ontology annotation, cellular component: nucleus. NCBI's taxonomy places the organism in Eukaryota, Fungi, Ascomycota, Sordariomycetes, Hypocreales, Nectriaceae. The record is from RefSeq and is a predicted model, not a curated record. The transcript is spliced from 5 exons. Gene Ontology annotation, biological process: positive regulation of transcription by RNA polymerase II. Gene Ontology annotation, molecular function: DNA-binding transcription factor activity; transcription cis-regulatory region binding. Bases 1 to 1536 code for a protein of 511 amino acids.
AUGGCCGACGAUCCUGUGAAGCCGACAGGGAAGGGCUGUGGACCUUGCAGAGGCGCGCGCUCUUGGCAUUCAUCUUCUCAAGGGGCCAUGUCACUAACUCAUCCCAGAACGCAAGUUAUUCUGCGACCGCACCCGGCCGACUUGCCUGCGCUGCGAGAGAUCGAACCGGCGCUGCGACGGGUACAGCCUGCGGCUCUCAUGGCCUCGCCGCAGCGACCGAAAGCGCACCAUAGUCGCGCCAGCGGUCCAAGGAGCCAAGCACCUAGUUCAUACGUCCCACGUCCAACUCAUCAAUUGUUGUGGUUCCCCGAGGAAGCUGUCCGGCGGGUUCCGACUUCCUCCUUUGCCUUAGCUCGGCCGGUCAGAUGGAUGCCCUUUGCCCUGAACACAGAUGAGCAAAGUCUUGUCUAUUACUUCGAGUCGGUAGCUUCGGCUUGUCUCAUGGUCUAUGGCGAAGACAGCUCAGCCCUUCUAAGCACAUUGAUACGGAUGACCCUGUCAGGCGGCUCCCGUUCCACAGUCUGUCUCAUGCAGUCCAUGCUCGCUGUCUCGUCGCUGUAUCUGCACGGGCUUCAGGCCCAGUCAAUCAAGUAUCAUACUGCCGCCCUGCAGGCGAUGCGAGAAACAGCCGACAUCGGGCUCACCGGCGUGGAGCCGUGUGAGCACGUCGCGGCAGCCAUGCUGUUAGGCUCUUACGAGGCGCGCAUCCUUACUCAGUCCUAUGCGCAGUGGGCACCGUAUAUAUGUGCCGCGAGGGACGUGGCGGAGAAAUCGUCUUCAAACAAUGUCUUACGAGACGACGGAGACUUCAUGAUUAUCCUUGGCUGGUUACAUUACCAUUAUGUUCUCGGUAAUUUCACGAUUCUCCACUGGCCGCGUGGAAUCUCUCCGGGGGAAUGGGUUGAGAGAUACGAUGGGACCGGCGCUGUUCCGCUGGACAAUCCCCUCGCCGACCAUGUAGCGCUCGUAUAUCCCGCGGGACCAUCGCACAAGCUGCUACAAUACCUUGUACGAGCACUGGCGAACCUACGAAGCCCGUCUGAUCCAGGCUUCUUUACAGAUGCCUACCAAGACUAUCUGAAAAUGCUCCAACGGGGUAUCAAGGAGAUUGACCCGGUGGAACCGGAUGAGGAAUUUUCACUUGCCUCAUCGGAGAGCACCGCACUCACCAGAAUAUACCAGCUAGCGGCCUUGGUAUAUAUCGAAUGCUGCGCGAGUAACAUCACCGUCGAAUCCUCCGAGGUGAGCGAGAUGGUUGACGAAGGCUUCCAUCUGAUGGAGCAGCUUGGGAUGUGCAACUGGCCAUUCCCCCUUCUGAUAUUUGGCUGCGAGGCGAGAUCCGAUGCGCGCAGAUUGCAACUCCUCAAUCUAGUCUCCAGCGCUAAGCGCAAAAAGAGUGGGCGAAAUCUCCGUCAAGUUAUGUCCAUGGUCGAAUUUGCUUGGAAACAAGAGGAUCUCGGGACCAAGUUCAUCAGCUACGUGACUCGCAUGCAGCUCCUGUUUGCUACUUGCGGGACUGUACCAAUAUUCCUAUGA